GUUACCCACUCCAGUCAGCAGAUGGCGAUGGAAGGCUUUCAGGUGAUGCUUCUUGCGUGACGUAUAAUCUAGUGGACGGAAAGCUUCAACGGCAGUAAAAGACUACUGAUUCAACCACUUCGGUAGCGCACAUUAAACCAGUCUUGUUUAUAUUAAUGUCGGUGUUUUUAAACAUCAUUCUGUUUUACGUAUUGACUAGUUGAAAAAAAGAAGUUAUUUGCUUGUUAAAUGAAAUUGGCUAAUUUGUUCAAUUGUUAACGUUACUGCGCUAGGCUAAACGCUAAUGCUAACUAUCUAGCUAGCUAACAUCGCGACCAUGUGCUCACUAAGCUAUUUGGAGAAAGAAGCUCUAGGGCUGAACAUCAUCGUAAAAGAAGAAGAGGAAGAAUCUUUAAGAAUAAAAAAGGAAGAAGAGGAGACUGUCACAUUAGAAGAAGAAGAGGUGGAUAUUACAGUGAAAGAAGAGAAAGAACCUCUUGGAGUAAAAGAGGAGGAUGAGGAGGAGACUGAAGAUCCUGUUAACACCAGAGAGAGACAUGACUAUGGUGGAUCCUCUGCGGAGCCUCAACAACAUGCUGAUGCUGAUGAGGCAGAGAAGAGUCUCUCCAGAUCAGAACACCAGAUGGACAACGCUAGCCCUUCCUCCCUCCCAGAGUCCCCGUGUCAUGCCUCUCCUGUUAGCACCUUACUGCGAGAGGAGAAGAAGAAGAAGAAAGGAUCAGAUUUGACUCAUCAAAGAGAAAGACCAGACUCUGAGGAACCAGAGGAAGAAACGUCCAAACCAGCAAGACCAUACCACUGCUCCCAGUGUGUGAAGAGUUUUACCCAGUUAGGGAACAUGAAAAGACACGAGAGGACACACACAGGUGAUAAACCUUACCACUGCUCCCAGUGUGGAAAGAGUUUUACCCAGAUAGAGUCCCUGAAAAAGCACAAGAGAAUACAUCCAGGAGAAAAGCCAUACCACUGCUCCCAGUGUGGAAAGAGUUUUAACCAGUCAAGGGACCUGAAAGAUCAUAAGAGAAUACAUAGAGGAGAAAAGCGCCACCACUGCUCCCAGUGUGGAAAGAGUUUUACUCAGUUAGGGAGUCUGAAAAGUCAUAAGCGAAUACACUCUGGAGAGAAGCCUUACCACUGCUCCAAAUGUGGAAUUGCUUUUUCAGCGUUAAAAACCUUGAAAAUGCAUGAGAGAAUACACACAGGUGAGAAGCCUUAUCACUGUUCCUACUGUGGAAAGAGUUUUAGACGAUCGCAACAUCUGAAAUCACACGAGAGAAUACACACAGGAGAAAAGCCUUACCACUGUUCCCAGUGUGGAAUGAGUUUUAGGCAGUUAACGGGCCUCAAAGGUCAUAUGCAAAUGCACUCUGGAGAGAAGUCUAACACAUGUUCUCAUUGUGGAAAGAGUUUUCUGAGGUUAAGCAAUCUGAAAUCGCAUGAGCAUAUACACACAUACAAGGAAAAGCUCUACCAAUGUUCCUCGUGUGGAAAGUGGUUUACCCAGUUAGAAGCCCUGAUUAUGCACGACAGGACACACACAGGAGGGGAUAAGACCUACCACUGCUCCCAGUGUGGAAAGAGAUUUAAUUGGUUAAGGCAGCUGAAUAAGCAUGAAAGAAUACAUACACAGGAGGAGAAGACAUACCACUGCUCUCAGUGUGGAAAGACAUUUUCCCAGUCAGAGGACCUGAAAUCACAUGAGAGAAUAGAGAGGCUGUGUUCUGACUUGUGUUUCUGAUCAUUUGUGUUUUUUGUUUCAUGCCGCGUGAAAUCAAAUUGUAUGAAACCAGAAAAAAGGUUCACUUUGGUUGUUUUUUCAUUUUGAGACAUGAUCAUGUCUAAUAUCAGAUUAAAUAUUUAAAAUGGUC
This is a messenger RNA of Oncorhynchus kisutch (coho salmon), 1868 nucleotides long. Its product is annotated as zinc finger protein 2. The coding region runs from base 317 to 1738 and encodes 473 amino acids. The transcript is spliced from 4 exons. Gene Ontology annotation, biological process: regulation of transcription by RNA polymerase II. Gene Ontology annotation, cellular component: nucleus. Gene Ontology annotation, molecular function: RNA polymerase II transcription regulatory region sequence-specific DNA binding; DNA-binding transcription factor activity, RNA polymerase II-specific. The record is from RefSeq and is a predicted model, not a curated record. NCBI's taxonomy places the organism in Eukaryota, Metazoa, Chordata, Actinopteri, Salmoniformes, Salmonidae.